AUGAAGCUAUUUCCAUAAAUCCAAAAUAUGAAAAUGCAUGGAUCAAUAAAGGUAAAUUAAAUAAUAAUUUAGGCAUCACAUUAAUCUGUUUAGAAAAUUUUAUUUAUUUGCAUAAAAUAAAGAAAUUUAAAGAUUCUAUAUUUUGUUAUGACUAAGCUCUAUCAUAAUGUAUCAAUCCAUUAACAUUAAGACUUAAAGGUAUAUUAACUAUAAUUUAAAUUUUGCUGA
Paramecium primaurelia is the source of this 228-nucleotide messenger RNA. NCBI's taxonomy places the organism in Eukaryota, Ciliophora, Oligohymenophorea, Peniculida, Parameciidae. The record is from the annotation of a GenBank genome assembly.